Pyricularia grisea is the source of this 825-nucleotide messenger RNA. RefSeq lists its product as uncharacterized. Gene Ontology annotation, molecular function: oxidoreductase activity. NCBI's taxonomy places the organism in Eukaryota, Fungi, Ascomycota, Sordariomycetes, Magnaporthales, Pyriculariaceae. The record is from RefSeq and is a predicted model, not a curated record. Bases 1 to 825 code for a protein of 274 amino acids. The transcript has 2 exons.
AUGGCCACUUUCAAGGUUGACAUAUAUUCUGACACGGCUUGUCCUUGGUGUUAUGUGGGUAACAAGUCUUUGGAAUCAGCCAUUACCGACUUCACCAGCCAACACCCAGAAGCAUCGUUUCAACUCGUAUGGCAUCCAUUUUUUGUUUUUCCAAACGUCAAGGGAUCAACGUACACAUAUCGGGAGAUCUACACCAGGGCCCACGGACCGGCCCGUGCGGCUGAUUUCUUUCGACGUCUCGAGGUCGCCGGCGCCCCGCUGGGCAUAUCGUUUGACUGGCAAGGCAGGACGGGCGACAUGGCCGCGUCCCACAAGCUCCUCCUCUGGGCCUCGGAGAUGAGCAGCAGCGGCCACCAGGACGGCGCCGCAUCGCUGGGGCUGGAGGAGGAUCUGUAUCCGUCGCCACCCGGAUCGCCGAGAGCAGGGGCUGCAGGAGCAACAACAACAACAGCAGCAGCAGCAGCAGCCGACGACGACAACGAUGAGGAAGACGGCCGAACACCGUUAAGGCGUCUGAUCUCUGCAUUCUACCGCGGAGUGUUCGAGCAGGGUCGCAGCAUAUCCGACAGGGGCUUUCUCGCGUCCGCUGCCGUGGACGCGGGCCUGGCGGGUGAUCAGGAGCAGGCGCUCCGGUGGUUGGACGCGGCUGAGGCGGACGACAUGUUGGCGGAGCGCACGGCGGCCAUCCCGGACGAGGUCUCGGCGGUGCCGUGCUUUGUGGUCCAGGACAAGUUCCAGGUGGGAGGGGCGCAGCCGCCCGAUGUGUUUUUGCAGGUCUUUGAGAGGAUACAACGCGAACAACUGUCGUCGUUGGCGGGAUCAUGA